This is a messenger RNA of Prunus avium (sweet cherry), 2002 nucleotides long. Its product is annotated as putative polyamine transporter At1g31830. Lineage: Eukaryota; Viridiplantae; Streptophyta; Magnoliopsida; Rosales; Rosaceae. The record is from RefSeq and is a predicted model, not a curated record. Gene Ontology annotation, molecular function: transmembrane transporter activity. Gene Ontology annotation, biological process: transmembrane transport. Gene Ontology annotation, cellular component: membrane.
AGAAAUGGAGGAGGAAACUAACCCGCACGAGUACCCGUAGACACACCAAAAAUCUCGACCAAUCCAAUUAACAACCCAUAAUUUCAACCCAACACUACAAAAUUGUUUUUGAUUAUCUAUUACAAUUUACAUCUAAAACAACCUUUGGCAUCGCUAAAACAACUCUCAAGCACACUCAAAUCAAAUCUUUGUUUUUCUUUUUCUCCAAGUGCGUCGGCAAUGCAAAACUCUCCUCACUCAGAGGCUGAAGCAGACUCGUGGGUGGACGCUGAGAUAGACGCGUGGUGGUGGACACUAAGAGAGUCACUUCGCUAAUAAUAUGACGCAUCGGUAGCACCGCAAAUCCACAGUAGUCUCAAACCCUUUUGGCCUUCUUUUUGGUUCCUUUACUGAAUUUUCUUGAAAUCGGUCACGGAUCGUUAAGCCAAAAAAGAGAAACAUAGAAACUCACUUGCUAAGCAAAGUAAUGCUAAAAUGUUGGACAACGAUAUUGCUGAGUAUGUUGGUUUGGGGGAAGGGUCCUCUCACAACUUGCAGAAGUACCAAAAGGUUUCAGUUAUACCUCUUGUAUUCUUGAUCUUCUAUGAGGUCUCGGGAGGGCCAUUUGGCGUGGAAGACAGUGUCCAGGCAGCCGGUCCCCUUUUAGCCCUUCUUGGUUUUCUGGUUUUUGCAAUCAUAUGGAGUGUUCCAGAGGCCUUGAUAACUGCAGAAAUGGGUACUAUGUUCCCUGAGAAUGGAGGGUAUGUUGUUUGGGUCUCAUCAGCUUUGGGUCCAUAUUGGGGCUUUCAGCAAGGUUGGGUGAAAUGGCUUAGUGGGGUAAUUGAUAAUGCUCUAUACCCUGUUCUGUUUCUGGACUAUCUGAAAUCAGCAAUUCCAGCUUUGGAAAGUGGUCUCCCAAGGACAAUUGCAGUGCUGGUUUUGACUGCGAUUCUCACUUACAUGAACUACAGGGGUUUAACAAUAGUGGGUUGGGCUGCUAUCUUGCUGGGGGUGUUUUCACUUCUUCCUUUCAUAUUCAUGGGAUUUAUAGCAAUCCCCAAGCUAAAUCCAUCCAGGUGGUUUUUGGUAAAUCUGGACAGCGUAAAUUGGACUUUGUAUUUGAACACUCUGUUCUGGAAUCUUAAUUACUGGGAUUCCAUUAGUACUCUAUCAGGGGAGGUGGAAAACCCCGGUACAACUCUUCCGAAAGCUCUCUUUUAUGCUCUUAUCUUGGUUGUGGUUGGAUACAUUUUCCCCCUUCUGAUCGGUACUGGAGCUGUUCCAGUUGAUCGUGAACUGUGGUCUGAUGGUUAUUUCGCAGACAUUGCUAAAAUGCUUGGAGGUGUAUGGUUACGAUCCUGGGUCCUAGCAGCAUCUGCACUGUCAAACAUGGGUAUGUUUGUGGCUGAAAUGAGCAGCGACUCCUUUCAACUUCUGGGUAUGGCAGAACGUGGGAUGCUUCCCUCAAUCUUUGCCAAAAGAUCUCGUCAUGGUACUCCUCUUGUUGGAAUUUUAUUCUCUGCAUCGGGCGUUAUUUUACUCUCGUGGUUGAGCUUCCAAGAGAUCGUAGCCGCGGAGAACUACUUGUAUUGCUUCGGAAUGAUUAUGGAAUUCAUUGCAUUUGUGAAGUUGAGGAUGAAACACCCAGCUGCAUCGCGGCCGUUUAAGAUACCUGUUGGUACUGCUGGAGCAAUUUUGAUCUGCAUUCCUCCGACACUGUUAAUUUUUGUAGUUUUAGCUCUUGCUUCUCCAAAGGUGAUGGCUAUAAGCAUCUCUGCUGUGAUCAUUGGGCUUGUUCUGCAGCCUUGUGUUGAGUACACAAAAAAAAAGGGAUGGUUUAAUUUCUCCAUGAAUUCUGACCUUCCAGAUAUUCAUGCUCCAGAUCAUCAGUGUAACGAACCUUGGAUUUCAUGAAUUCUAGUAGCCAUCUUGGUAUUUUGACAUUAUUAGUUGUCUCUAAACUGUGAAUCCUAGUUUUUUUUUGCCCUUUUACUUAUUUCUUGAAAUCUGUCUCAUGCAUACA